AGUAGUAUUCCAUGGCGUAGAUGUACUGUACUUUCUUUAUCCAUUCCUCUUUCACUGGGCAUCUGGGUUGUUAGAAUACUCUUUUAAGUGUCCUACAUGUUUGGAAGAUUUUAAAGUUUAUGUAUUGUGGGCUUGGUUCUGUUGUUCCUGUUAUGAUUUUUAACAGUAUGUUGAAACGAGUAACCAAAUGUCUUUUUUGUUGUUGUUUCUAUGUCUUGCAUAGUGCUAAGGCCAGUUCUUGGGUUGGCACGGGCAGAAAAGUGAAAAUGAGGAUGCUCCACUUCACCCAGUGCCAGUGGCUGAAGCGGAUAGCAUGGGGAUGUUUUUCCAAUGUGCAAGUCAAAACAAGUCGACACACACAACUGCUUCUCUCAAGAUCCCUGCUGCUGGCAGAACCUGGGAAGUCAUGGCAUUCCACACAUUCUCUUGUGGGAAACAAAAACAUUGUCCUAAUGGGACCUCCUGGGGCCGGAAAGACAACCGUGGGCAGAAUAAUUGGUCAGAGGCUAGGGUGUUGUGUCAUAGAUGUGGACGAUGACAUCCUCGAGAAAACCUGGAACAUGAGUGUGUCUGAGAAACUGCAGGAUGUGGGUAAUGAGCGGUUUUUAGAAGAGGAGGGAAAAGCUGUGUUAAGCCUCUCUGCCUCUGGAAGUGUGAUUUCCCUGACCGGGUCCAAUCCCAUGCAUGAUGCCAGCAUGUGGCACCUGAAGAAAAACGGGAUAGUUGUGUACCUGGAUGUGCCGCUCCUAGAUAUCCUUAGCCGUCUGAAGUUACUGAGGAUCGAUCGGAUCGUGGGUCAGGAUUCUGGGAUGUCCAUGAAAGACUUGCUGCAGUUUCGCAGGCAGUACUACAAGAAGUGGUAUGACACCCGUGUGUUCUGUGAAAGUGAGGCCACCCCGGAGGAGGUUGCCGAUAAAGUGCUAAAUGCAGUGCAAAGGUACCAAGAAACAGACUCAGAACCCUUCAUCUCCACAAGGCAUAUUGGUCCCAGAGAUGGCGAGCAGGGGUCAGCAAAGUUCUUCAGCGAAGCUGUGGUUGAGGGGUUAGCACCUGAUGGUGGACUCUUCGUCCCAGAAAAGGCUUUCCCAAUGCUGAGCAGUGGAGAGUGGAGAAGACUGGUGGGAGCCAGUUACAUGGAGAGAGCUCAGAUCCUUCUGGAAAGGUGUAUCCAUCCCAUGGAUAUCCCUGCCGCCAGACUGGGAGAGAUGAUUGAGACCGCCUAUGGGGCCAGCUUCGCCUGCACCAAGGUUGCCCCCAUCCGGCACCUUGUGGGCAACCAAUUCCUCCUGGAGCUGUUCCACGGGCCCACGGGCUCCUUCAAGGACCUUUCUCUGCAACUCAUGCCACAUCUGUUUGCUCACUGCAUCCCACCUGGCUGCAACUACAUGAUUCUGGUAGCAACCUCAGGAGACACUGGGAGUGCAGUCCUGGAUGGUUUCAGUCGUCUUAGUAAGAGUGACCAACAGAGAAUAGGUGUGGUCACAUUUUUCCCUGAGGGGGGAGUAAGUGACUUUCAGAAAGCACAAAUCAUUGGCAGUCAGCGGGAAAAUGGGUGGGCAGUGGGAGUGCAGUCAGAUUUUGAUUUUUGCCAGACGGCCGUCAAAAGAAUGUUUAAUGAUUCAGAUUUUACUGGCUUUCUCACUGUGGAAUACGGAACAAUGUUAAGCUCGGCCAAUUCCAUAAACUGGGGCCGACUGCUCCCCCAGGUCGUCUAUCAUGCCUCAGCGUACUUGGACCUUGUUAGCCAAGGAUUCAUCACCUUCGGAAGCCCUGUUGACGUCUGUAUCCCCACAGGAAACUUCGGCAACUUGUUGGCAGCUGUGUAUGCCAAAAAGAUGGGGCUCCCCAUCCGGAAGUUUAUCUGUGCCUCUAAUCAGAACCACGUUCUGACUGAUUUCAUCAGAACCGGACAUUAUGACCUGCGGGAAAGGAAGCUGGCGCAAACCUUCUCUCCCUCAAUUGACAUUCUCAAGUCUUCAAAUCUGGAGCGCCAUUUACACUUGAUGGCUAAUAAAGAUGGGCAACUGAUGACAAAGUUAUUCAGCCAGUUGGAAAAGCAGCAUCACUUCCAGAUAGAAGAGAUGCUGAUGAAGAAACUUCAGCAGGACUUUGUGGCCGACUGGUGCUCCGAGGAGGAGUGCCUGGCGGCCAUCGGCUCGACCUAUGCCUCCUCGGGCUACAUCCUGGACCCACACACUGCUGUUGCAAAGGUGGUUGCUGACAGACUACAGGACAAAACUUGCCCAGUGAUCAUUGCCUCCACGGCCCAUUACUCCAAGUUCACACCCGCUAUCCUGCAGGCUCUGAAGAUUAAAGGCAUCAACCAUUCUUCAUCGAGCCAGCUUUAUUUGCUGGGUUCCUACAAUGCAUUACCUCCCCCACACGAGGCACUGUUAGCCAGAAUGAAGCAGCAGGAGAAAGGAGAAUAUCAGGUCUGUGCAGCUGACGUGGAGGUCCUCAAGGGUUACGUGGAGGAAAGAAUCCAGCAUCAGUUCAUGUGAAAGUUU
Molecule: messenger RNA, 2507 nt
Organism: Ochotona curzoniae (black-lipped pika)
Lineage: Eukaryota; Metazoa; Chordata; Mammalia; Lagomorpha; Ochotonidae
Gene: THNSL1
Product: threonine synthase like 1
Exons: 1
Coding region: 120-2501 (793 amino acids)
Cellular component (GO): cytoplasm
Source: RefSeq, a predicted model, not a curated record